Messenger RNA from Nematolebias whitei (Rio pearlfish), 3175 nucleotides. RefSeq names its product eph receptor B6 (gene ephb6). Gene Ontology annotation, cellular component: plasma membrane; neuron projection. Lineage: Eukaryota; Metazoa; Chordata; Actinopteri; Cyprinodontiformes; Rivulidae. The transcript is spliced from 18 exons. The record is from RefSeq and is a predicted model, not a curated record. Gene Ontology annotation, molecular function: ATP binding; protein binding; transmembrane-ephrin receptor activity. Bases 1 to 2961 code for a protein of 986 amino acids. Gene Ontology annotation, biological process: axon guidance; central nervous system projection neuron axonogenesis; protein phosphorylation.
AUGAAGCCUUGGAAGCUAGACGCCUGCUACUUGCCUUCUCUCUCUUUGGGAGUCUUCCUCUACCCACUUGUGUGGGAUGAGGUGAGUGUCCUGAAUGACCAAGGGAAGCUGAUCCGGGCCUUUGACGUCUGUAACGUCAAUCAGAAUCCGCGCCAGCAGGACAACUGGUUGGCUACGCCCUUCCUGUAUCGCCAGUCGGCUCCACGGAUGUUUGUGACGUUGCGUUUCUCCGUUCGUGACUGUGCCAGCCUGCGAACGCCGUUGCCCACGUGUCGAGAAACACUCACCUUGUACUACAAACAGGCCGACUCCCAGUCGGAGCUGAUGAGGACCUGGGUGGCUGAGCCAUCUAGUGGAGAUAAAGAAACGAGGGAGGGCUGGGUGAAGAUCGACACCAUCGCAGCUGAUAAAAGUUUCUCCAAAGUGGAACCCAGUUCACCUCACCAGUACCAACCGAACCGAUACAGUCGCAUCAACGUUAAGACACGCAGCUUUGCCCCACUCACACGUAAUGGAUUCGUCUUGGCCAUUGUCGACAGUGGAGCUUGUGUGUCCCUCAUGGGGGUGUCCAUUUUCUACCGGCGCUGUCAGGCCACCAGCCUCCACUUGGCGUCCUACCCGGCGACACCUUCGGGUGCAGAGCCGACUGCUCUGGUGCCCGUGACAGGGACCUGCGUCCCCCACAGUAAAGCACAGGGGGGCACCCCCCCUCGCAUGCAUUGCAACGCUGAAGGAGAGUGGAUGGUCCCCGUCGGAGGAUGUGUCUGUGACGAAGGACAUGAGCCAAACAUCAACGGGUCUUCCUGCUUGUCCUGUCCUGUGGGCUACUUCAAGUCUGUUUCCGGCUCUGUUCCCUGCUCCGUGUGUCCACCCAACAGCAGAACCAGCCAGGAGGGAUCCAACGUGUGUGAAUGUCGCAGCAGCUUUUAUCGGGCCGCCACCGAUGCCAACUCUUCUGCCUGCACAACUCCUCCAUCUGCUCCAGUGUCUCUGACCUGGGAGUAUGAAAGCGGCGAAGGUGGGGUGUCCCUCAGGUGGCGUCCUCCCGUGGACAUGGGAGGUCGCAGUGAAGUCUGGUACGGGGUGGUGUGUCGCAUCUGCCCCUCGCCCACAUUCAGCAACCCGGCCAUGUGCUCCUGGUGUGGAGAGGGGGUCACUUUCAGCCCCUCAAAAAACAACCUCAGACAAACAAAAGUCACCCUCAACAACCUGCUGACCAGGGUCACUUACCUCAUACAGGUGCAAGCCAUGAACGAGGUGUCAGCUCUGAGUCCUUUUCCAGCUCGAUACACAAGCAUCAAUUUCACCACCAGCCAGUCAGUUCCCAGUACAGUUCCUGCGAUGCACCAGCUGAGCCGAGCUCCAGACUCCAUCACGCUCUCGUGGCCUCAGCCAGACAGACCCAACGGAGACAUCCUGGAGUACCAACUCAGAUACUACGACAAGGGUUCGGAUGUGGACAGCGCGUUAACUGUGUACAGCGAGACCAACACGGUGACGGUCAACUCGCUGAUUCCUGGCUCCAUCUACGCCUUCCAGAUCAGAGCCCGAAACGAGCGAGGCUACGGCCCCUACAGCAACACCAUCUACUUCACCACACUGCCUUUGGAGGAGCAUUCACAGCAGGUCCAGCAUCGACUCCCUCUGCUUGUCGGCUCGGUGAUGGGCGGCGCAGCCUUUCUCCUCGUGGUGGCGGCCAUCGUGGUCGUGGUCGUAUUCCGCAGCAAGAGGAGGGAGAGUCCUUACAGUGACAGACUUCAGAGAUACAUCAGUAAUCGAGGAGGAGUGAAGUAUUACGUGGACCCGUCGACCUAUGAAGACCCCAGUGAGGCGGUGAAAGAAUUCGCCCGUGAGAUCGAUCCCGCUCACCUCAAGAUCGAGGAGGUGAUCGGAGCAGCCCAGUUUGGUGAGGUGUCCCGUGGUCGUUACCGGCCCGUGGGCCGAAGGGAGGUGUUGGUGGCGGUGAAGACCCUUCGCUGGGGGGCGUCCGACAGAGAGAGGGGCAUGUUCCUCAGUGAAGCGGGGGUCUUGGGGCAGUUUGAUCAUCCCAAUGUGCUGAAGCUGGAGGGUGUUGUAACUGGUUCACCUCCGGAGAGGAUCAUCACGGAGUUCAUGGAGAACGGACCCCUCGAUGGCUUCCUUCGGGAGAACGAAGGCCAGUUCAGUGUCCUCCAGCUUGUUGGGAUGCUGAGGGGAGUUGGCGCAGGGAUGCGUUAUCUCUCCGAGAGAAACUUUGUCCACAGAGACCUGGCUGCCAGAAACGUGUUGGUCAACUCCAACCUGGUCUGCAAAGUGUCCGACUUUGGCCUCUCUAGACUCAUGAGGGGCCUGGACCAGAACAUACCGACAUACACGGCCUCUCUGGGCAGUAAGAUUCCUGUGAGGUGGACGGCGCCGGAAGCUUUUCAGCAUCGCAAGUUCAGCUCAGCCAGUGACGUGUGGAGCUUCGGUGUCUUAAUGUGGGAGGUGAUGUCCUACGGAGAGCGUCCCUACUGGGACAUGAGCAAUCAGGAGGUGAUGAAGGCGGUAGCGGAUCAGUACCGGCUCCCGCCCCCCCACAGCUGCCCUCCCGCCCUUCACUCCCUGAUGCUUCAGUGCUGGCAGGCGGAACGAGCGGACCGGCUGGGCUUCGACUCCGUCCUCUCCUCUCUGGACCGGCUCAUCCGGCACCCGGCCUCCCUGAAGGCCGAGCCGACCCGCUGUUCGCAGCCGCUGCUCAGCCCCACGCCCACGGACCUGUCGUCUGUGGCGACGGUCAGCGACUGGCUCAAAGCUCUGAAGAUGGAGCGGUACCAGGACGAGUUUGAUCAAGCGGACCUGGACUCGUUAGACAGAGUCAGCCGACUCACUAUGGAAGAUGUUCAGAACCUCGGGGUGAACCUGCUGGGACACCAGAGGAAGAUCGUCAGCGCGGCCCAGCAGCUCAGGGCCUUCCUGACGCAGGGCCAGGUGGAGGUCUGACACCCACCAGCAGCACCGUCAGCCCCGCGGGUUCCUCUGAUCGUCGCUUCUGGUUCUGCAACACUUUAAAGUCCGACGGAGCACAUUCUAAACCAAAUCAGCCAACAGUGACACUCUGCACUGCAGGUUCUGGUCAGAUGAACCCCACAACCAGAAGGGAAGGAGAGAUGGAGUCUCCCAGUCAGUCACUGGAGACAAACACAUGAAGGGAGGU